UGAUAGUUUUAUUAUGUGGCUCUUUCAUGAAGUCAAUAUUACCAAGCCCUACUCUGGCUUUGUGAGUAAAUAACCGAACUCCGAGGGCCUCUUAAGCGAACGGGGCAGGAACAGGACAUGCCACCAUCGCUGUGGAAACAUGGGAGGGGCCUGGCCCCCGGGGUGCGGGGUUAUGACACGGGGUGACUGUUAAAAGGGCUCAGGUUGGUGCUGCAGACAUCAUUCCUCCAGCCCUCCAGCCCGGCUAUCCCAGCAGCAGCAUGCAGGUCCUGCGAGUGCCCAGCGCCCUGGCCCUUCUGGGGCUGGUCCUGACCCUGAGCAGCCUGAGCACUGCCACACAGCCAGAGCAGCGCUACCGCAGAGUCCUGCAGAGAGCCAGAGCGGCCGCCGCCAGCACACAGGACUGGAGUAAACGCGCAGUGGAGGACAUCCUGUCCCAGCUCGCUCCGCCUGAGGGCGAGGGAGCGGAGGCCCAGGUGUCCAGUGCAGAGGACAGCGAGGACGGCCGCAUGGAGCUGCAGCGGUCCGUGGACACCCUGCCGCCACGCGAACGCAAAGCCGGCUGCAAGAACUUCUACUGGAAAGGCCCCACUUCCUGCUGA
Molecule: messenger RNA, 602 nt
Organism: Conger conger (European conger)
Lineage: Eukaryota; Metazoa; Chordata; Actinopteri; Anguilliformes; Congridae
Product: somatostatin-2-like
Exons: 2
Coding region: 261-602 (113 amino acids)
Biological process (GO): regulation of cell migration
Cellular component (GO): extracellular region
Molecular function (GO): hormone activity
Source: RefSeq, a predicted model, not a curated record